CCAACCUUCAUUUUCUUUUUUACUUCCAAGCUACGCUUUUUACAGCUGACAAGAGGGUUUACAUAGGGAAAGCUGUACAACAGUUCAUCCGAGAUGGCAGCAUUUCAGUCUGGUGAGCGUGAGAAGAUACCUACUGCUCAAUCUGAUAGAAAGUUGAAAUAUCUGAGAGAAUUUCGAUCUCUAUCCCCUCCAACAUAUGCCGGGAAUAAUUCUGAUCCAAAAGAAGCCGAAAACUGGAUUCGGAGAGUGAAAAAAUGCUUAGACAUGAUCGAUGUUCCCAGCGAUCUUAGAGUUACAUUAGCUGCUUUCAUGCUUACAGGAGAGGCAGACCGUUGGUGGGAAUUUAUAUUGGAUGGCCGAGAAGUUGGCUCCAUAUAUUGGGAGGAGUUCGAGAGAAGCUUUCUACUUAUGUAUUUCCCACGCACUUUUGAAAUUGAUAGGAGAACUGAGUUUUAUAACCUGACUCAAGGGAGCUUGACAGUUUCUCAGUAUCAAGCUGAGUUUGUAAGGCUAUCACAGUACGACAAAUUAUCAAGACCAAAUGCUGCGAAAUACUUUUUUGUUAGAGGAUUGAAACCCUCUCUUGCUGCAAGAGUGACAGGUAAUUACUCAACUUAUGAAGAAGCAGUAGACAAAGCUCUGAAUGCCGAAAUACAUGAGGUGUACACGACUAGCAAAGACAAAGAAGAAGAAGAAGAAGAUUAUUCUAGCAGCAGUGGAGGAGCAAGGGCAAGGAAAAGUACUCCACCUCGUCGCUGCCAUAGAUGGCAGCCAUACACUUGCUAUCGGUGUGGCCAACCAGGUCAUGUUAAGCGCAAUUGUCCUCGUAAUGGAUCUCCAUCUCUCAACUAACAACAAAAUGCUUUUGGAUUCAGAAGUUUUUGGAGGAGUGUUAGAGAGUUUUGUUAUGAUUAGAAAUGACUAAUGGAUCAACUGCAGCAGCGGCAGGAUUAUCAAGCAUGAGACAUAACUGAUUUUGUACUUGAUCAUUAUGGUUUGUUAGAUGUAGCUAAUGUUAUGAUCAUUUGUACUGUCUGUGCUACUUAGCUCUCUGGUUUGGAUUAUAUUAUGACAAGUUUAUGAUAUUUUAUGUUAUCUCUCAACUAACAACAAAAUGCUUUUGGAUUCAGAAGUUUUUGGAGGAGUGUUAAAGAGUUUUGUUAAGAUUAGAAAUGGCUAGUGGAUCAACUGCAGCAGCAGGAUUAUCAAGCAUGAGACAGAACUGAUUUAGUACUUGAUCAUUAUGGUUUGUUAGAUGUAGUUAAUGUUAUGAUCUUUUCUACUGUUUGUGCUACUUAGUUCUCUGGUUUGGAUUAUAUUAUGACAAGUUUAUGAUAUUUUAUGUUGUUUCAUUCUGAUGAAAGACAUUGUAUUUUCUAGUUUCAA
Molecule: messenger RNA, 1386 nt
Organism: Humulus lupulus (European hop)
Lineage: Eukaryota; Viridiplantae; Streptophyta; Magnoliopsida; Rosales; Cannabaceae
Exons: 2
Coding region: 94-852 (252 amino acids)
Molecular function (GO): zinc ion binding; nucleic acid binding
Source: RefSeq, a predicted model, not a curated record